GCAUUUAAGAGGCGGGAACCUUCGUAUGUAUCUUUAGACGUUCUUUGAGUCAGUGGAAGACUCUUGUUAACUUUGCCGGGUAUGACUGAGAAAAUGCACUUACGGAGGCGAGGUGGACCGUACAAGACGGAGCCGGCUACAGACCUGAGCCGCUGGAGGCUUUCCAAUGUCGAGGGCAGGCAGACCUGGUCAUACAUAGAGGAUGGGGGCGCCCCAAAACGAGAACAGACCAUGCUGGAGGCCCAUUCUUUAGGCUUAGACACAACUAAAUUUGUGCGUGAUUCACCGGCCUCCCACACGGCCACGGAUGCCGCCGUGAAAGGGAUGAAUUUCUACAGUCACCUCCAAGCUGAGGACGGCCACUGGGCAGGGGACUACGGAGGACCUCUCUUCCUGCUACCCGGCCUACUGAUUACUUGCCACAUCGCUAAGAUCCAUCUGGAGCAGGCCUGGAAGAAAGAGAUGGUGCGAUACCUGCGCUCUGUUCAGCUGCCCGAUGGAGGCUGGGGCUUACACGUGGAAGACAAGUCGACGGUGUUCGGCACGGCUCUGAGUUACACCUCGCUAAGGAUUCUGGGUGUCGAUCCGGAUGAUCCCGACAUGGUUCGAGCGAGGAAUAACCUGCAUGACAAAGGCGGCGCGGUGGGCAUCCCGUCCUGGGGAAAAUUCUGGUUGGCUAUUUUAAACGUCUACAACUGGGAAGGAAUGAACACGCUUCUACCAGAGAUGUGGUUGUUCCCCAGCUGUCUGCCGGCCCACCCGUCGACGCUGUGGUGCCACUGUCGCCAGGUGUACCUCCCCAUGAGCUUCUGUUACGCCGUGCGCCUCGUCGCCGAGGAGGACGCCCUGGUCCUGGGCCUCAGACAGGAGCUUUACGUCCAAGACUACGCCACCAUCGACUGGCCAGCUCAGAGGAGCAAUGUGGCCGCGUGUGACAUGUACACUCCCCACAGCACGCUGCUUUCUGUAUUCUAUACCGUGCUCAACGUGUACGAGGCCCACCACAGUGCCACGCUGAGAGCAAUGGCCGUCAAAGAACUGUACGAGCACAUCCAGGCUGACGACCGCUUCACCAAAUGCAUCAGCAUCGGGCCGAUCUCCAAGACGAUCAACAUGCUAGUCCGCUGGUACAUGGACGGACCCUUGUCGGAAGCCUUCCAGGAGCACGUGUCCAGGAUCCCCGACUAUCUCUGGCUGGGACUCGAUGGUAUGAAAAUGCAGGGCACCAAUGGGUCUCAGCUUUGGGAUACUUGCUUUGCCGUUCAGGCUUUCCUUGAGGCCGGAGCCCAAGACAACCCCGCGCUAGCCGAGUGUCUUGGACGCGCCCACCAGUUUCUGACAGUCACACAGAUCCCAGAUAAUCCUCCCGAUUACCAAAAGUACUACCGGCAAAUGAACAAGGGGGGCUUCCCCUUCAGCACCCGCGACUGCGGCUGGAUCGUCGCCGACUGCACCGCCGAGGGCCUGAAGUCGCUGAUGCUGCUGCGUGAGCUGUGCCCCUCCGUCGGCGAGCCCGUCGCGCCGCAGCGCUUGUAUGACGCCGUCAACGUGUUGCUGAGCAUGAGAAACUCAGACGGCGGGUUUGCCACGUAUGAAACAAAGAGAGGGGGGAGACUUCUUGAGCUGCUCAACCCAUCGGAGGUGUUUGGUGACAUCAUGAUCGAUUACACGUAUGUGGAGUGUACGUCAGCAGUGAUGCAGGCGCUCGCCCAUUUCCACAAGAGCCAUCCCGAACACCGCGCAGAGGAAAUUAGGAACGCUCUAAGAGACGGGCUCGAUUACUGCCGGAGGGUGCAGAGGCCCGACGGAUCCUGGGAAGGGUCCUGGGGAGUGUGUUUCACCUAUGGGACGUGGUUUGGCCUAGAAGCCUUCGCUUGUAUGGGACACGACUAUCAGAGCAACGCAUGUGCGGAGGUGCGCAACGCCUGCCGCUUCCUGUUGGAUCGGCAGAUGCCCGACGGCGGCUGGGGGGAGGACUUUGAGUCGUGCGAGCAACGGCGCUACGUUCAGAGCAGCUCGCCGCAGAUUCACAACACCUGCUGGGCUCUGUUAGGGCUCAUGGCGGUCAGGCACCCUGACCAGCAGGCCAUCGAGAGAGGGGUCAAGCUGCUGAUAGACAAACAGCUGCCCAAUGGUGACUGGCCUCAGGAGAAUAUUUCCGGCGUGUUCAACAAGAGCUGCGCCAUUAGCUACACUUCCUAUAGGAACGUCUUCCCCAUUUGGACCCUGGGCCGCUUUGCUUCACUGCACCCCCGCAGUUCUCUAACCGGAAAGCUCAAGCUGUGAACACCCGGAGCAUCGAAACAAACAAAAAAAAAAAAAAUACGAGUUGGUCCAUUUCAACCAUGAAUUCCAAGAUGGCGUGAAAGUGUCCCUACGGGAUAGUCCCCAGUAGCUUCAUAUUCAUCCGUGCUGAUUAAAGGGGCCCCAGCAUGGAACAUUAACUUUUUAAUUGCUUGUUUACAAGUGGUAACGUGUGAAAUUACACAAUUGAAUCAAUCUUUCGCAAGACGCUCGUCUGUGAGUGAGCUGCUUGGAGUUUUGACGGAUCGGGAUAUCACAGUUUUGUUCAUGUCCGCCAUAUCCUCGCCACACUACUGUCUGCGCCACAGGCACGGAUGCACGACGCUAAUUGGCAGGUGGAAGGAAGUGCUGCACAAGGCUCGGAAUCACUUUUUGUUUUUCUUCCCGGAGAGCCUUUGCUAAUUGCGAAUCAAUUUGAGAGGCAUCUUUGUCAUUUUGAGGAGUGUUUUUUUUUUUUCCCCUGGACCAUGUCGAGGUGUGGUUUCCAAUCGUGUAAUGCAUUCUUCGGUCAUGAGCCUUUAUUCUUCAGGACAAUUGUUUGUUUUACGAUUGUCAUUGACACACCUGAAGUUUCCCAUGGAACCAACGCGAGGAGUGCCUCGCAAUGUGCUGGCGACAGCAAGCAGAUCUUUCACGAGGAUAGCGAGCCAGCGCUCAAGAGGCUGGUUUAUCCUGUUCUGACUUUUUCCAAGAAAUGACACUUUCACUCUCCUGUUAGAGUCAUUUGCGUUCAUAUUCAUGGGUCAUUUUGACCCGAGGCCCGUUGACCCAGAACCGUCGGAAUGGAAAACAAUCCCAAUAAACGUUGUUUAUAUCUCA
This is a messenger RNA of Hippocampus comes (tiger tail seahorse), 3123 nucleotides long. It is a transcript of the gene lss, whose product is annotated as lanosterol synthase (2,3-oxidosqualene-lanosterol cyclase). The record is from RefSeq and is a predicted model, not a curated record. Gene Ontology annotation, molecular function: lanosterol synthase activity. Gene Ontology annotation, biological process: cholesterol biosynthetic process; triterpenoid biosynthetic process. NCBI's taxonomy places the organism in Eukaryota, Metazoa, Chordata, Actinopteri, Syngnathiformes, Syngnathidae. Gene Ontology annotation, cellular component: lipid droplet. The transcript is spliced from 22 exons. The coding region runs from base 82 to 2286 and encodes 734 amino acids.